Molecule: messenger RNA, 663 nt
Organism: Dovyalis caffra
Lineage: Eukaryota; Viridiplantae; Streptophyta; Magnoliopsida; Malpighiales; Salicaceae
Source: the annotation of a GenBank genome assembly
AUGGAGAAAUCAAGGUGGUGGUCGGUACUGAUACCAAGUAUUGUAGUGUUGAAUUUGGUGGGUCUUGGCAAGGCGAUCGAAUCGCCACAAUAUGCAGUGGUGCAUGAAGAAUCAGAUUUUGAGGUCAGAUUAUAUGUGAAUUCCACAUGGAUCUCUGCUCCAGUUUUUCAACUCUCCUUUGAGAAAUCCACCUUGCAUGGCUUUCACAGGUUGUUUCAAUACACCCAAGGUGCCAAUCUUAACUAUUCGAGGAUUGCAAUGACCGCUCCUGUUGUGACUAGCAUAGUCCCAGGAGCUGGGCCCUUUAGAUCAUCAGCCUUUGUCGUCCGAUUUUACUUACCCGUGAAAUUCCAAGCUGACCCACCUGUCCCCCUUGAUGAACUGCACCUGAAACCUUACAUAUGGAACAGUCGCUGUGUUGCUGUGAGGAAGUUCUCUGGAUAUGCGAAUGAUGAGAAUGUUGUAAAAGAAGCAAAAAGACUCGCUGUCAGCUUGAGCAGGUCUCCAUGGGCCAACUUAACUAUUGCUGAAAGCAAUUAUUCCUAUUCCAUUGCGCAGUAUGAUUCUCCAUUCCAGUUCAUCGGUCGUACCAAUGAAGUAUGGGCAGACGUAAAAGCAUCCGGAGCAAACAGUUGUAAAUCCAGUGGAAUUGCCUCAUACUGA